AUGCGCUUCUCACUCUCCGGCGUCUUGGCCGGCGCCCUGGUCGGCAGCAUCGCCGGCGUCUCGGCCAUCCCCCAGCAAGCCUCGCCGGCCGCAACCUCCGUCUCAUCAUCAUCAUCGCCGGCAUCGCCAUCCCAGACCUCGUCGUCGUCGUCGUCCAACUCGUCGCAGGUCUGCAACAACUCGCCCGUGCUGUGCGACCGCCACUACAACGACAUCACCUACAUGGGCGCCCACGACAGCGCCUUUCUCCGCGACGACAGCACCGGCAACUCCAUCGCCGGCAACCAGUUCUUCAACGCCACCGACGCCCUCGACGCCGGCCUGCGGCUGCUGCAGGCGCAGGUCCACAACGAGAACGGCACGUUGCGCCUGUGCCACACCUCGUGCGGCCUCCUCGACGCCGGGCCGCUGGAGAGCUGGCUCGCCCUCAUCAACGACUGGGUCGUCGGCCACCCCUCGGACGUCGUCACCCUCCUGCUCGUCAACUCGGACAACGUCGAUUGGCCCAGCCUGCGCGCCAUGAUUGCCAACAACACCCGCGUCGUGUCCUUUGUCACCAACAUCAAGGCCUCGACCGCGAGCCCGUACCUGCUGCCCGAGUUCGACUACGUCUUCGAGACGCCCUUCACCGUCCUCUCGCUCGACGGCUUCAACUGCACCGUCGACCGGCCCUCGGACGCGGGGCCCUCGGCCUCCCACGCCUUCGCCCAGGGCUUCAUGGGGCUCGUCAACCACUUCAAGGACUCGGAGAUCACGGCGGGCAUCAACAUCCCCGACACGGGCAACAUCACCCUCGUCAACAGCGCCGACACGUCCGCGACGGGCGAGCUGGGCCAGCACAUCCAGCAGUGCAACGGCGAGUGGAGCCACCGCCCGAGCUUCGUCCUCGUCGACUUCUGGGACAAGGGCUCGACGGUCAAGGCCGCCGACGACAGCAACGGCAUCAGCCAGGCGACGGGGCGCACCAACGUCACGGACAGCAGCGACAGCGACUCCUCGGCGGACGGGACGAACCAGACGCGCGAGUUUGGGACGGGGGCGCUGAUUGCCUUUUUGGCGGCGACGCUGUUGAUGAUUUAG
Trichoderma citrinoviride is the source of this 1080-nucleotide messenger RNA. RefSeq lists its product as hypothetical. The transcript is spliced from 2 exons. The coding region runs from base 1 to 1080 and encodes 359 amino acids. Gene Ontology annotation, molecular function: phosphoric diester hydrolase activity. NCBI's taxonomy places the organism in Eukaryota, Fungi, Ascomycota, Sordariomycetes, Hypocreales, Hypocreaceae. Gene Ontology annotation, biological process: lipid metabolic process. The record is from RefSeq and is a predicted model, not a curated record.